CAGAGGCGCACACUGCAGCGGACCCUGACUUCAGGACCGGAACCACGGAUUCAGAUCAACUGGACUCAAGCACAACAGCAGCCGCGUGCCAGGCAACAAAGAAUCUGAAAGCUUCUGGAAGAGAUAUCCGCGCCCCCGAACCUCCACCAUGUUGAUGCGUUCUCACUCUGAGAGAAGAGCCCUCCUGGGGUUCUCUGCCUUGCUGACGCAGAGCACUCCAAAAAAACAAGACCAUGCAUCUCCAUUGCUCUCAUCUUUCACCUCACGUGAAUCCAUUUUCUCACCCGAGCCUCUGACUGCCCCUCCACCGUGGGUGACUCAGGCACUUACCAACCUGGAGCAGGGCGAGAAAGAAUUGCAGAGUCUGAGGGAGCGGCAGCAAGCUGAAGUGGAGGAGGUGAACCGUGAGUUGGACAAUGCAGUGAUCGGGGCUCAGAGAGAGGAGCGCCGGCUUCUGGAGAAGGUGGAUAAAGACCACAGAGAAGCCCAACGGCAGAUGAGUCAGCUGAAAAGGGAGAAUUCAGCUGCGGUUCGUGUGGUACAGUCACUGGUUGAUCAGCAGCUUCGAAAGAUUGGGCAACUCAAGGAGCAGAUACUUAGAUGGGGAGCAUCUGCAGCAGGCGCAAACAAAUAUCAGCUCCAGAGAGGAGUGGCGGAGGUCACCCAACCCUGGGAGAUAUCUCUGACAAUGAAGAGGGUGCGCUUCUUACCAAGCCCACAGUCUAACACCUUCUGCUUGGGAGAGGUGGAGGUCCAGGAGCAAGGCAUGACCUAUCCCAUCGGAGUCUGCGGUGUCCAAGGUCAGAAGUGUGCUCUACACUCUGGAGAUAAAGCCUUUCUAAACCGGACACCCCUUGAAAUAAGGAAGGAUCCGGCCCCAAACAAAACCUCACCGCGCCACAGUCCGGACGAGGGAAUGAGAGCAGUCAGUGGAAACACGCGCGUCAUAAGAAAACUGCGUCUGUCCAGCCCCACGCAGAACGAGGAGGAUGCUAAAGUGCCCAUUUCUCCCACAGCAAGACAGCGGCGUGUAUCCGAAUCCUCCCAAGACGAAGAAGUUGAGUCUGAGUGCUCAGACACAAUUGGGCAAGACAUGUUUCUGGCAAUGCCACCGGUGUCCAGCCAAGGCGAAUCUGAGGGUGAUGAGUCAGAUGGUAAACAAUGUGUGGCCAAGAAAAGGUUGAUUCUAAAAGGGAAGAAAAAUUCACAAGAGCUGGCAAGUGAAAAACAAUGCAAGGAUGAAGCCAAAAAUAGGCGUAAAGGAUCCUUUACCAGAGGGAGCCUGGUGGACCUCUCUCCGAACAGACAGCUAUCCUUGUCCAAGAAGAAGUGUGGUUCAUCAGAGGACAGUGGAAGUCCUCCGUCACCUGUAGACAGUGAGGACUCCUGCUACACCGACAGAGUCACAUCUCCAGCGCAAAUGAACUCCACUGCUGACCUCCCAACUAAGAUGCAGCCUGUGACACAAAGUGACGGGCCUGAAUGCAAAGUUGAGAGGAAGAUUAGCAGGAUGCAAAUUGCGAUGGAACCUUCCAUGCCUGAUCAAUGGCAAAGAAGCCCGGUUGAGCAGUCCAGAACCCAGACUCCAGUUGUAAUGGAUUUGGGUUCACAUCGAGUCAGCAGAUCGAUGUCCAUGUCAGCCAUCGAAGGUGACAAAAUACAUCCCAUCAAGGGUUCAGAGCAAGACCAGGACAGGAAAGUGGAUGCAGAAUCAAAAGGGCACAGUGAGGAGGGUGGUUCCGGUGCACUCGAUUCAGCAAGUCUGGUUAAGCAAAUUGGAAAACAAGGAACUGGCCGAACUGACUUCAACCUCCCAAGUGGUGUCCAUGCAACCAUCAAAGGCCAGUUGUUUGUGGUGGACUGUGGAAACGCACGUGUUCAGGUGACCGACCUCCAGAAGAAUGUCGUCCAACAGGUUUCGCCCUCGGGAUCUGAAAGGUCUUCACGCAUCUGCAAUUACUUUGAUGUGGCCGUAAACUCAAAAGGUCUGAUCGCUCUGACCUGUGCAGCCGAACGAGCUUUGCUGGUGUUCAGCCGACAUGGACGUCUCCUGCAAACCUUCGGGGGCACAGCAAUCGGUUGCACCAACGAAGAGCUUGAUGCCCCAAGAGGGGUGACAGUGACACGUGAAGAUGAAUUCCUGGUGGCAGAUAUCAAGCGUGGGACCUUGACAUCCCUGAAGCUUGAUCACAAAACAGGAGCCCGGGUGGAGCGCACAGUGGUCUCAGGUUACCACAGACCGUAUCUGGUGGCAGCCUGUCUCAACACUGGGUUAAUGGCUGUGUCAGAACGCGGGAACGAAACUGGACGUGUCCCAUGCAUACGUGUCCUAGAACCUGGGUGGACCACCAUCAGAAUCCUUGGCGUCUGCUCAGGUCUGGGACCAGUCCUCUCGUGUCCUUGGGGCCUUUGCAUUGACAGUGAUGGAGAUGUUCUUGUGGCAGAUUGGGGCAAGCAGCACCACCGCAUUUUAAUCUACCCUGCAACAGGUGUUGGCUGGCCCAUAGUGAAUGAUAAUCUCAGCAGUCCAAGGGGUCUGGCUUUACUUCCUGAGGGUCACAUGGCUGUGUCUGACAGCAUGAAUCAUUCAAUCAAAAUCUACCGCUACAAGUGAAGUCAGAGCCCAAGAUAUUCAAAUGAAGGCAUCACUUUAUCAAGAUUUUCUGGGCUAAAGAUGCGGCCACAGUUGUAGACAUCAUACCAGUUACGAACAAGGUUUUCAAAGUGAGAUGAAGUAGUUGAUUUCAAGUUUAAGAAUGAAACAUACAUAAGCUGAGGGUAAUGGCUGACUGGAGGAACAAAUGGUGUUGAACUAACUUGCUGACUCAUUUGAAUGUGUUCACCGAAAAAAAAAACCUUUGUGAAUUGAUAGGUUUGUAAAAUAAUCACUCUAAAAUGAUCACAGUAGCUGUAGGUUAAGUCGGCAAUAUUUUAAUCCAAAUAUAAACAUUUUUAGCUCAGGAAAUUAGCGAAUAUAGGAAUUAGGAAUUAGAGAAUCUUUUUUUGCUGUGUUUUAAAUUGUAAGUUGGUGGUCAGUUGGUUAGUGGUCGGUGAGGCCGUUGAAUACAUCGAAAGUGGUAGACUAUACAUAUAUAUGUGUAUAUAUAUAUAGAGAGAGAGAAUUUCCAUCAUUGUUAUAUCUUCUUCGUAUCUUGGAACUAGAUAUCGGAUAGUAACAGCAACACUGCCCCCCAUGGUUUCUGGUGGUACUGCUCUGUUUGGUCCGUAUCCAUAAGCUUUGCAGAUACCUGCAGAAACACGGAGGCAAUGCAGGCAGAGCACAGACACAAUAAAUGGGCCUUCACCCGGAUGAGCAAACCCCUCCUAUUGAACACUUCACUCUAUUGAAAUACUUCAGUGUCAACAUGCACGGGAAGGCUGACUCCUUCCAAAAGUCCACUGGACCACAAAUGGUCAAUAAGUGACGUAUGAUGCAUUGUGACACCUCAACACAUUGACAAAUCACGGAAAAAGUUCAUGCAACAAAACCAGAAGACCACCAAAAUGAAACCAGAAGUUCAAAAGUGUAAAUGAAAACCUUAUUUUUGUUAACUAACAUACGGACAGGCAGAUACUGAACACAGAAAUAAUGUGGGGAUAUAUCACUCUGGUUUUGGUCAAUAUGACAUAACACCCCAAAACAAUUAAAUGUCAAUUUCCCGUCAUUUUUGGCUCUAAAAAUCAGCUUUGAGUGAUAGAAUGAAGAGAUGUUAUUGAGCUUCUUCCGAUGUCUAAAAUCACACACAGACCAAUGUGUUUCGCCCGGCAUGGUCCCUGGACAAAUGUAUUCUUGCCAGCAAAUUAGUUUCCAUUGAACCUAUAGUUUAUU
Messenger RNA from Synchiropus splendidus (mandarinfish), 3829 nucleotides. RefSeq lists its product as uncharacterized. Gene Ontology annotation, molecular function: protein binding; ubiquitin protein ligase activity; translation repressor activity. Lineage: Eukaryota; Metazoa; Chordata; Actinopteri; Syngnathiformes; Callionymidae. Gene Ontology annotation, biological process: proteasome-mediated ubiquitin-dependent protein catabolic process; negative regulation of translation; protein polyubiquitination. Bases 149 to 2614 code for a protein of 821 amino acids. The record is from RefSeq and is a predicted model, not a curated record. The transcript is spliced from 3 exons.